CGAAAACUCUCAUUCGUCCCCGAUCUCCGCCGCACUUGGCCGUUUUGGACGUCGAGCACUCUCGGGGAAUCGACCGGGUGCCUGAUGAAGAACACUGACUCAACCAACCAGGGUCGACACCACACUCCAACUCAACCUCCCCAAGAAGAACUCAGAAAAGGGAAACAACAACGAAACAAAGCACCACUCUAGAUAGACAGAAUCGAUCACAAUCGAGAUGGCAUUCCCCUCCAAUCGAUUCGUAUUCGCUAACCUGAUCAAGAACUCAUCCAACAAUAACACUCGACAUCAAUUCACUCAAAACUUGAAAGCGAACCUCAACAGAAGAACUUUCAAUCGUAGUGCCUCAACUACCACUCAAAAUGAAUCCAUUCUCACUUCUCGAACAGCCGCUGUCGUUUCAUCCAUUCUAGCCGCAGGCUCUGUUACUUGGUACACUCAACUAUAUGGAAUCCCAUUUUUAUCUGAAGCCAAGGCUAUGACUGCUGCCGAGCACGGCUUGCAUCCACCUUCGUACGCAUGGCCACACAAGGGUCCAUUUGAAACUUUUGAUCAUGCUGCUAUCCGACGUGGCUACCAAGUCUACCGCGAAGUGUGCUCGGCUUGUCACUCUCUCGACCGAAUCGCAUGGAGAAAUUUGGUCGGUGUGUCACAUACAGUUGAUGAAGUCAAAGCGAUGGCAACGGAAGUGGAAUAUGAGGAUGGACCAGAUGACGAAGGUAACAAGUUCAUGAGACCCGGUAAAUUGGCCGAUUACAUGCCACGACCAUACCCGAACGAUGAAGCUGCUCGAUCAGCCAACGCUGGUGCUCUACCCCCCGAUUUGAGCUUGAUUGUCAAGGCCCGCCACGGAGCAGCGGAUUAUGUGAUGGCUCUUUUGACCGGAUAUGUUGAUCCACCGGCUGGGGUCGAAAUCAGAGACGGGUUGAACUACAAUCCUUACUUCCCAGGAGGUGCAAUUGGGAUGGCCCGGGUCUUGUAUGAUGGAGUAGUUGACUAUCCAGAUGGGACGCCGGCGACGACCAGCCAAAUGGCCAAGGACGUGGUGACCUUCUUGAACUGGGCGGCUGAGCCCGAGCUCGAUCAACGAAAGAAGAUGGGAUUCCAAACGGUGAUCGUGUUGACUACUUUGACAGCCCUUAGUAUCUGGGUCAAGAGACUCAAAUGGGCUGGGAUCAAGAGUCGAAAGAUUGUCUACAACCCCCCGCCUUCAACUUCUUCUAAGCAUUAGAACAUCUACACAAAAACUUGUUUCUUUCAUAUCUUUUCGUCCUCCUAUUUCUACCCCACUUUUUAAAGGUUGUCUAUCCUUUUUUACCUUCAAAUUCAUGUGACAAACAAGCUAUUGUUCUCUUUCAUCAUCUUAUGAUUAAUUCGUAUAUGUUUUACAUAUAUAGAGAGUAAACUAACUUAAAACAUAAAGGAGGUUAUAUGUUUUUUUUCUUCCUUUUAGUUUUGGAAUGAGUGAAGCAUGAAAUCAGCAAUGAUUGACUUUAACUUCAAGUUCUUAGACCUGUGUGUUUAUAUUUUAGUCAUAUGAAGAUGCCAGCUCACAGUUCAUCCCAAACAAUAGCCUUGAAAGAAUGAGUUGGGUGCAUGCAUGAUCAUCAGCAAUAUCCAAGCUUACAUGAGCUUGCAUGAUCAGUCACAA
Messenger RNA from Puccinia graminis f. sp. tritici CRL 75-36-700-3, 1651 nucleotides. RefSeq names its product ubiquinol-cytochrome c reductase cytochrome c1 subunit. The transcript is spliced from 6 exons. Gene Ontology annotation, molecular function: electron transfer activity; heme binding. Gene Ontology annotation, biological process: mitochondrial electron transport, ubiquinol to cytochrome c. The record is from RefSeq and is a predicted model, not a curated record. The coding region runs from base 218 to 1231 and encodes 337 amino acids. NCBI's taxonomy places the organism in Eukaryota, Fungi, Basidiomycota, Pucciniomycetes, Pucciniales, Pucciniaceae.